Messenger RNA from Trichogramma pretiosum, 2004 nucleotides. Its product is annotated as zinc finger protein 492-like. NCBI's taxonomy places the organism in Eukaryota, Metazoa, Arthropoda, Insecta, Hymenoptera, Trichogrammatidae. Bases 6 to 1844 code for a protein of 612 amino acids. The record is from RefSeq and is a predicted model, not a curated record. Gene Ontology annotation, biological process: regulation of immune system process; negative regulation of transcription by RNA polymerase II; regulation of cytokine production. The transcript is spliced from 3 exons.
AUUGUAUGUUAGUUAGUUUGAUGUGUAACACUACAACAGAACAAUCGUCGUUAACUAAAAUUCAAGUUAAAAACAUGGAAUCCAGUGGUUUAUAUCCUGUCAGAGUCAAAAAUGAACCUGUAGACGUGUCGCCUAAUGAAAAUAAUGGUAUAGUAACUGACAAGACACUCGACUUAUACCCUCUAUCAUUUCUGCAAGAAAAUCCAGUAAGAGAUGAUACUUAUAUCAAAAUCCUUCAAGAAUAUGACGAAAAUCAUGAACGUAAGUUCAAUGAUGAUAUAGAGAUAGUUAUAGAAUGCGAAGACGUAAAGCCCAGUAUGGAUUUAUUAGUAGUUAGAAAAAUGGACAAUUAUCCUUCAAAUCACUUGCUGGAUGUGAAAUGUAGUUUUGAUUAUAAAACUAAUGAUAGAAUUAAAAUACCCGAACCCGUGGGUGAAAUGAAACAUGAAUUUUUCGGCGAAGAAGCAAUGCAAUUCAAAUUUGAUCGAGUACUCAGCGGACAAAAUGAAAAAAUUACGGAAAAGUUUAAUAACAAAAAUAGGCUCAAAGCACACGCCAGCUCGGCUCGCGAAGAUAAAAGUCAUUCGUGUAAAAUAUGCAGAAAGAAAUUUGCAAAUGAGCCUAAUUUGAAUAGACAUGUCAAAUCUUCGCAUGAUCACAUAACCCACGCAUGUGAUAUAUGUCAAAAGACAUUUUCACAAAAAGGUCAUCUCAAGACCCACAUCGAUUCCCAGCAUAAUAAAACCAUGCACGAAUGCCACGUAUGCGGAAAGACAUUUUCACAAAAAAGUAAUCUCAAGACCCACGUAGAUUCAGUACAUAAUGGUCUCACUUAUAAAUGCGAUAUAUGCGGCAAGUCGUAUACUUAUAAACAUCAUCUCAAGACCCACAUCGAAUCAGUACAUAAUGGUCUCACUUAUAAAUGCGAUAUAUGCGGCAAGACAUUUUCACGAAAAGAUCAUCUCAAGACCCACAUCGAUGCAGUGCAUAAUAGUCUCACUUAUAAAUGCGAUACAUGCGGCAAGUCGUAUACUUAUAAACAUCAUCUCAAGACCCACGUAGAUGCAGUACACAAUCGUGUCACACAUGCAUGCCGUAUAUGCGGCAAGACAUUUUCACGAAAAGAUAGUAUCAAGACCCACAUCGAUUCAGUACAUAAUGGUCUGACAUAUAAAUGCGAUAUAUGCGGCAAGACAUUUUCACAAAAAGUUCAUCUCAAGGCCCACAUCAAUUCAGUACAUAAUGGUCUCACUUAUAAAUGCGAUAUAUGCGGCAAGACAUUUUCACAAAAAGUUAAUUUGAAAAAUCACAUCGAUUCAGUACAUAAUGGUCUCACUUAUAAAUGCGAUAUAUGCGGCAAGACAUUUUCACGAAAAGAUCAUCUCAAGACCCACGUAGAUGCAGUGCAUAAUGGUCUCACUUAUAAAUGUGGUAUAUGCGGCAAGUCGUAUACUUAUAAACAUCAUCUCAAGACCCACAUCGAAUCAGUACAUACUGGUCUCACUUAUAAAUGCGGUAUAUGCGGCAAGUCGUAUACUUAUAAACAUCAUCUCAAGACCCACAUCGAUUCAGUGCACAAUGGUGUUGAAUAUGCAAGUGAUAUAUGUGAAAAUAAAUACGCUCAAAAGGUAAAUCUCAAGAGGCAUAUCAAAUUGUUGCAUAAAGGUAUCCCUUAUGCACUUGAUAUUUGUGGAAAAAAAUCUAAGACGAAGAGUAAUCUCAAAAAGCACGACAAUUCGGUGCCCAAUAAUGCAAGACCUAAAUGUGAUAGAUGCGGAAAAAUAUUUAUACGGGUGAGUCAUCUUAAAAUCCACGUGGAUUCGGUGCAUCACUCAAGCUCUUAAUAAAUUUAUAAAAUUCGUGUUUAAUUGUAUCAAAAAACCGCUACGUUCGGUCUAAUGUAUUUGUUCAGAAGGCUCAUCGAAAAAUGUAAUUUCCAAUGAUAUUACAAGCUGUUCUAAUGUUUAUUUUAUCUCAUUAUGUGAAAAAAAUAAGCGCAUUUUU